AGUUUUCUGGUGGCCCGCGAUGAAGUUGCACACACUUCAGCCGAGUUGCGUACCGUUGCCGUCGUCGCCGUCUUUACCGCCGUCGUCGUCGUCGUUACCGUUGCCGUGCGAUCGAUUUCGGGUCCGUUGUGCCGUUCGCGAUUUACUACCGUGCGCCUUGCACCGUAUGCAAUCCGCACCGUGCGUCGACAAAAAAGCGGUCCGUUGCGUCGAGUGCCCGGUGGGCUAGAGCUGGCGGCGAAACACACACACACAAUUAGUGUCUGGGAGUAUGUACACCCAAAAACCGUGCUCGACAAAUAGAGGAAAAGAAUCAGAAACAUAUCCAGCACCCUCGGAUCGUUAUUUUUGGUCUGAAAACGUAUCGACAUAUCUUACAAAAUAUCCAACCCGUUCCGCGUGUGUGUGAGGGAGAGAGAGUCUCGGUGUGUAGUUAAAGUGGCCAUAUCGCAUCGACCGAAACAUAUCUCUCGAUUCCACUUGACAUCACAUAUCUCGCUGCUUCACUCGACCUGCCCGGUAUUGAUGUGCUUUCGGGUUGGCAGCGCGUGUGUUAUGUUAUGCCAGACGGGAUAACUCCUGCACCGGGCACUGCUCUACCCCGGUUCCUUCGGCAACAGACGCGUAUUGUUGCUGGAAGCGUGCAGAUGAAUCCGGUGAACGUGCGUUAACGUGCGUGUGUUGCGUUUAAUCCUUCCGCAGAGCCAGUUCCGGGCGGCGAAAGAAGGCUCAUCAAAAACAACCGAAUUAUAGCGAGCGCGCGCGCGGUGUGUGUUUGUGUAUAUACAUGGUGAAUCACCCACAAAUACUGCUGCUGAAGCACGGGAAAAACAAGCCCCCGUUAAAGCAGAGCCUUUUGCACCUUCGCACGGAGUUCGUGAGUGGAUUAUAUAAUUACCAUAAUUGAAUAUAACACUUCGGCCGGGUGCUGUACCGCCAUGGCGAACCAAGCCAGGAGGAAGUUGUGAGUGUGUGUACCCGAUCUUUGCGAGUUUUCCCACGUGUUUGGUCCAACCAGGUGGGACACCAAUUGUCAUACGCCUGUGAAGCACGUGAACGGUUCCAAAGGCGAGUCGAAAAAACUCCCCCCGGCAAAAGGAGGCCAAAAGUACCUUGAGUACCUGUCCACCAAAUUGGGUGGUCCAAGUAUGAAGGAAGCGUGGAAUGCGAGACGAACGCGAGUCCUUCGCACGCCGUCAGCAAAUCAUACACCACCGAUCCAGUAAACGAUCCAGGACCUGCAAACCCAACUCCGGUGUUCCUGGCCGCAGGGUAAAAGUGCGAAACGAUGCUUCAGUGAUUUAUGAUGCUCGGUCGGUAGGGGGUUUCCUCUGGAGCAAAAACGAAGCAAACCCAGGCCGUAGUGCGUCACGGUACGGCUGGUGGUUUAAAGGUCGAUUGUUGAUUUUUAUUAAGCUUUCGUGACAUUCGGUGCUGCGAUUGUGAUAACGGGGCGUGUAUUUGUCUGCGCGAGAAGAAGUUACGGUGUUAUGGGGGUUUAAUGUUGGCGCCCCAAACCACCCCAAACUACAACUAACCGCUCGUUCGUGAUUUUUCCGGUUCCGGUUCGAAUAGUGUCGCGCGCGCGUUUCGUUGUUUUCUUUUAUCGAAUUUUGUUAUUCUUUCACGGGGUUUCCGCGCGCUUUUCCCGGUACGACUGCGCGCUCAAAAUCAAUACGUUCUGUGAUAAGGAAACAGAGGAAGGAAGCUUCUAGUUUCGGUGCUGGAGAAUAGCCAAGGAGGGCUCCCUCUUACACCAGCAAGGAUAUCUCGUUCUCGUUACGGAACUGUUGCUUUGAUUGUUCCAGUACUCCACUUUUUCCCAGCUCUCUUCGUGGAAAAAAGAGUGUUUAUUUAACGUUUCGCUGUUGACGAAGAAGCUGUUACCGUUGUUUGUGCGUGUCACAAAAAGAAAAGUGAAUAUUAUCUUAAAAAGAAUCCACUUUGCCUGUUUGGAGAAGAAGAAAAAACAACACGCGUGCCCGGGAAAUUCCAACCGCAAAAGAUAGCCAGAAAUAAUUAAGUUGUCAAGAAACAAGCUAUGACCAAGGCUUAUCUUUCACGGCCACACUUGACCUAGACAAGCUAGGAGGCAGACCAGGUCAAAAAACAUCCUUCGCUGCCUUCGGUUUUUGUACGCAACUGCUUUGCGUGCCAGGGAAAUAAUUUAUACCACCCGCUUUUCCUGUCCAACGAAAAGAGACCGACAGCCGGCAAUACAAACCGCCUGACUAAGCGCGAGGAAGCGGCUUAAACUUUAUUGCCACCCAGCAUGAAAGCUCAUCAGCGGCAGAGCGAUUGUUAGUAGCGCGCGUGUGAAAAAUCCUGGUCCGAAAUUUUGCCCACGUGUCGUAGUUUAUGUGGCGAAGGUGUGAACAAACAAACAAAUAAACAAACAAACAAACAAACCCUGUCGGGCGGAAUGGCGUGUUGUUAUUGCGACUGGAUUUAGAGUACAAAGCAAAAAACCCCGGGGUGGGAAAAGCAAUAGUCACAGGAAAAUUAUUACUACCGGAUUACACCGGGAUCGGAGCAGAAUAUUGGGGCAGAGAGUACAAAGUGCAGCAAGUUGGUGCGUCCUUACCAACGGAAGUGAAUUCAAGGUGUGCUCGUGUGUGUGUUUGUUGAGUGGAUUGGCGAUAGUUUAAAUCGGUUCAAUUAUCAAAUUGCUUCUCAAGCAAAUCUCAAGUGUUCCAAGUGUUGUUCGACCGUCAUAUCAAGGCAUAAAGGGGCUUUACCCUGCUAGAGAAGUAAAUUAAAAAUAUCACAACGAAAAAAGCAUCAUAUCGUGUUGUUGGUUCGGUGUGUUUUGAGUGCGUCUGCCUGCCUGUGCAAUUUUCCCGCCCUUCGAUGGGAAGCUUAAUUAGUAAGCCUGACCUGACCUUGGCCGUUUAUCGAAGUGUGACGGCCAUCGGAGCUUCCACCAGCAGCAGCAGCAGCAGUAGCGACAGCACCGUCCAAAAGGCACAGAUUUAAAUCAUCCGUUACGCGCCGCAAUCAGAAACCAUUGUGUGUUCUCUGGACCAGUAUUAACCGUACCGAAACACACACACACACCACAACCUAGCGCAAGAUGGCGAUGGUAGUGUCUGGCCGGGCAAAGGCCGUCAUUGCCGCCUUUGUGUGUUUCUUCCUGCUCGGCAUCGUGCUCGUAACCGGCUCGACCAAGGGCUGGUUUGUGCCGAUGCGUUACAACGAACGGGUCGCCGCACGAGUCCAGCAAAGUGGUGACGACGAUGGAUUCAACGAGCCACCGAUGAUUUCACCACCACCGCCCGAGUAUGGCUACCGGAUGAAGGGCGACAAGGGUGAGCGGGGAGCGAAGGGGGAGAGCAUACGGGGGCCACCGGGACCGCCGGGACCCCAGGGACCACCGGGUCCACCGGGACCACCGGGUGCGGCAGGACCGAAGGGUGGCGGCUACUUCGACGGCGAUGGGUCUGGUGAUGAGUUGAAACGGUUCUCACAGCUCUACGACACACUGCCAAACAGAAAGCACGGGGGACAAUGCUUUUGCAAUGCGUCCCUCAUCAUCGAGGAGCUCAAAAUGGACAGUAAACUGCGCGAGUAUCUACGCGGCCCUCAGGGCAUGCCCGGCAAAGAGGGAAAGACUGGUUCUCCGGGUCUAACGGGCGUCACUGGUCCGCAGGGUGAACGUGGUACUUCCGGCCCGAAGGGCGACAAGGGAGACCGCGGUGACCAGGGCGCCGCCGGCCCGGAGGGCCUCCAGGGAAGCAAGGGGGAACCGGGGCUGGAUGGGGCACCCGGUGUACCGGGCCCAGCCGGACCUCCCGGUCCUCCGGGGCUUCCAGAGAACUACGAUACCAAUUGGAAUCCAAGCCGGAUGUUCAAGGAAUCUAUGCUCGGUGCACCGAUCCAAGGAAUGCGUGGCGGGUCACCGGGGCUAAAGGGUGAACCGGGCGAAAAGGGCGAAAUCGGCUUCCCGGGCGAAAAGGGCGAACACGGUACCAAAGGUGACCGCGGUGAUCCGGGUCUGACAGGUGCCAAAGGCGAAAGGGGCCACCAAGGAGCGCACGGACAACCGGGACCGAAAGGACCGGCCGGCACGCCGGGCAUUCCCGGUCUGCCCGGCCAAACCGGUGCAUCCGGACCGAAGGGUGACAAGGGCAACACGGGCGAAUCGGGCCCACCCGGUCCACCCGGUCCGCCCGGUAUCGUAAUCCAUUCCGAGGGCGCCCGAAACGGAACGCAAGACCAGUGCCAGUGUCAGGCGGGACCACCCGGACCGCCGGGAUUGCGCGGUCCACCCGGAUACGAUGGUGCGCCCGGACUUACGGGCGAAACCGGACUUCCGGGACAUCCGGGCCUGCCAGGUGACAAAGGCGAACGGGGACUUCCCGGACCGAAAGGCGAGAAAGGGCCGGAGUUCAUCAUCAACGAAAACGCAGCAUUUAACUCCUCGAGGGCUAACAAAGGUGAGAAAGGUGAACGUGGCCAGCGAGGACGCCGGGGGAAGACGGGCGCACCGGGACCGAUAGGACCGCCCGGGAAGCCCGGCGGUAUGGGCGAAACGUGGCCAGGCCGACCAGGACCGAAAGGAGACCAAGGACCGAAGGGAGAAAAGGGUGACAGCAUGGCGUUGCGUGGACCUAAAGGCGAUAAAGGUGAACGUGGCAUGAAUGGGCGCGAUGGACUGCCCGGACCACCGGGACUUCCAGCCGCAUCCGGUGACGGAGGCGUACAGUACAUCCCGAUGCCAGGACCGCCGGGACCUCCGGGACAACCGGGUCCACCCGGUCCACCCGGCCUGUCCAUCGUCGGCGAAAAGGGUGAACCGGGCAUGGAUUCGCGCAGUCCCUUCUACAGUGACUCGCAGCACGGAUUCUACGGACGGACGGGAGGCCGGUCCAGUUUGGACGAGCUGAAGGCGCUACGGGAGCUCAAACACCACAAGGACUACGAAGACAGCACGCUCGGACCGCCCGGACCGCCAGGACCACCGGGACCGGCCGGACGGCCGCUACACGACAGUGACGAGAUUUCGAACAGCUACGGGGCCAACGUUCGCAUCGUGCCCGGAGCCGUUACCUUCCAGAAUGCAGAAACGAUGUCAAAGAUGUCUUCCACGACUCCCGUCGGUACGCUCGCUUACAUAAUUGACGAGGAAGCACUUCUGGUGCGAGUGAACAAGGGCUGGCAGUACAUUGCACUUGGAACGCUCGUGCCAAUUGCAACGGUACCGCCACCGACCACCACCAUCGUACCACCGCAGCGUGCCGACCUGCAGGCAUCGAAUCUCAUCCACAAUCUCCCGCAGCCGGGCGAUGGCUCAGUGUUCACCGCCACGCCGGAGUAUGAGUCGUUGCGGAUGGCAGCACUUAACGAACCGUACCCGGGCGACAUGCAGGGCAUCCGUGGUGCCGACUUCGCGUGCUAUCGACAAGCUCGCCGUGCCGGUCUCCUGGGAACGUUUAGAGCUUUCCUUUCGUCGAGAAUACAAAAUCUAGACUCGAUCGUGAGGAUAGCGGAUCGCGAGCUGCCGGUCGUGAAUACGCGCGGUGACGUCCUGUUCAACACGUGGAACGGCAUAUUUAACGGGCAGGGUGGUUUCUUCUCCCAAGCGCCCCGGAUAUACAGCUUCAGCGGGAAGAAUGUGCUCACCGAUAUGGGAUGGCCCCAGAAGCUGGUGUGGCACGGUUCCAGUGCGCACGGUGAGCGUGCGAUAGACACGUACUGCGAUGCCUGGCACUCGCCGUCCCCGGACAAGGUCGGGCUGGCCAGCAGCUUACUCGGCAACAAGCUGCUCGACCAGGAACGGUACUCCUGUGAUAAUCGGUUCGUGGUACUCUGCGUCGAGGCGGUCCCGCAGGACCGAAGACGGAAGCGAAGAGACACCAGCAGCCAACACGAGUUUGCCAACGAGAAGGAGUACAGCCAAUAUUUGCAAGGAAUCAGUGCACUGUAAAGUAACUCGCAACUAGACGUCACAUCGCAGCAGAGAACGUACCGCCACAAUACUCAGCGCAUCGCAUAAAUAGCACCUCUUCAUCCGUCGUCCAAUUCAUCGGUGAAAACCAACCGGAACCAUCUCACCACAACAUCCACAAAUGCAAACGAUAAAUAAUAAGCUAGGAAGUAACGGCUAGGAGACUAGAUAAGAAACAACUAAACAAAGUUUGGCGAAUGGUUUAAAAGUCGGAGGAAAAACUCGAAUUCGAAUACAAAACAAAAAGGAAACAUGGUACGGGAAAACAGACCCCCGCGAGCCGCAACACUGCAAACUGAAUAUAAUGAACUAAUGAUAAUAAGUACUAUUAAGGUAACAGGCCGAGUCCAGCAGACUGGAGUAGUUACUGGUGUUUGAAGUCGUUUCAUUACGUUUUACCUUCAUUGUUUUAGCAGUUGUAACAUAAGCAAAAAGGGUAGGAUUGUAAAGAGGGCGGUGAGACGAAUUCCCGUCGCUGCUCGCAGGAGAAGGAAGCAAACACUUGUAAAACAAAACCACGCGUAUUUAGCCCGUAAGCUACAGUACAACCGAAAAGGAGAGUAAGAGUGUUGCUAGCGUUUAGGGGGAAACAAACACAAGAUUCAAUUAACGCAUACUAACAUGCAGACAAACUGAAAAACGGAAGCCAUCAGCAAGCCGAGGGAAGAACUCGGCUCCACCAAACUCUCGUCAUGUUGAUAGUCAAAUUAAUAAAUGCCUCAUGCACUGUACUGAUUGUCUUAGCGAGCUGCGCUUAGUUUAAUCGCCGGUCAAGGUCCUAAUGUGCAAAGCUGAUGUACUCUUGUCUUAGGGGUAGAGCUGAAUGGGGUGAAGUAAUUUCGCGUUCGCCCUUUGCCCGAUUUUCUUCCGAGCUUUAUUUUCCGUUUGUCUUCUACCUGCCACCAUCUGCUACUACUAAUACUAUCUAUCCAAUAGCUAUCAGCACUAACUUACUGCCCAUCUUAGUGUACUGCAGUCUCGAGCGUCCCAAGCGCAAGCAAAACGGUGAACCAAAUACCAAAAAAAAAUCGAAGGUCGACAUUGACGAUAAAACAAAAACCCGUGUUGUGAAUAGUAUGCGUAAUGUUUACAGUAAAUGCGACUCUCUGUGUGUGUGUUGUGUGGGAGUUUUUUUUUUAAGGAAAGUAGCAGCCACACAUACACUACCAUUCUGGGGAAAGAAAUACGUCUUACCGUACUUUUAAACAACUGACACAAACUCUCGCUCUCUCUCUCUCUCUUUAUCUAUCUUUUUCACUUUAUCACCCAACCAGAUCCAACCCAUAUGAUCCUUUUCACCAUUUUUCCUCCCGCGUAGUAGUUUAAACGCUCGAUCUGAUUUUUCCCGAGCGUGAAGCCAUUUGCAUAUAGAAUACGGAAAGAGUGAAUGAGUUUCAAUGCCAUUGAUGAACGGUGGCCAUCAACGCCACGGACGGGCGACACAUUUUACAAAUCAGUGCGAGAACAGAAUAAUGUUUUAGGUGAUAAGCGAUUACCUAUAUAGGCAGUAAGCAAAACACCCGGAAGCCGUGACAGUAGUAGAAAACGUUCAAAAAAAAAGGAAGCAAAAGUCGAUAGAUAAUAAGCUAUUUAACUAAUAAAACCCGGUAACGAUUAACACACGGCCAAGAAGAAGGGACGAAAACCGGUGGAAAGUAAACAAAAACUAACGACACAGAAAAGUGAUCCACUUUUCUGAGCAAACUUUUUCGUAGGUAAUGAGUUUAAGUAUUGUUUUUCUUUGUGCAGAACAGGUUGCAGAACGUUUUUCCUGUCCCUUUACUGGUCCCCGUGGCUGCAAGUGAGGUGAGGAAGUAGUGGAUAAGAGAUGAACAUUUCCCCACACAUCUGGUGUGGAACGGCGGGAAACCAAUAUAGGAACAACACGCAUUCAGUGUGGAUGUAAAAGAGCAGCAGCAGUAGUUCCGUUACCUUCGGGAAGUAGGGAGCUACAAUUGGGGAAAGCCCUGGGAAAACAAAUCUGAAAAUUUGACUUGCUGUAAUAAAAAUGAAAUUCAAUGAGAAGAAAA
Messenger RNA from Anopheles stephensi (Asian malaria mosquito), 7977 nucleotides. It is a transcript of the gene Mp, whose product is annotated as collagen alpha-1(XVIII) chain. Gene Ontology annotation, cellular component: basement membrane. The transcript is spliced from 20 exons. The record is from RefSeq and is a predicted model, not a curated record. The coding region runs from base 3074 to 5926 and encodes 950 amino acids. Lineage: Eukaryota; Metazoa; Arthropoda; Insecta; Diptera; Culicidae.